Messenger RNA from Staurois parvus, 268 nucleotides. Lineage: Eukaryota; Metazoa; Chordata; Amphibia; Anura; Ranidae. The record is from the annotation of a GenBank genome assembly.
UGGCAUUGAUAGGUGGCACUGAUAGGUGACACUGAAAUGCAGUUCAGAUGGGCACUGAUAUGUGGCAUUGAUGUGCACUGGUAGGCACUAAUAUGUGUUAUUGAUGAGGCACUGAUGGGCACUGGCAGGUGGCAUUGAUGAGCACUGACAGCUGGCUAUGAUGGGCACUGACAGGUGGCACUGCUGGGGCUACACUUAUCAUCAGGGCACACUGAUCAUCACUGUCAGUGUGACAGUUUGUGAGGAGAGAAAUGCCGAUAACCGGCAU